CGUGCGCGCGGCGCGCUCGGCGGGCGCCGCGGCGGCGCCCGCGCCGCGGCGGCGCGUGCUUGGCGUCGUGCUGCUCGCGUGCGCGGUGGUGGCUGGCCGCCCCGUGUGGCCCCGACCGCGCAGCACCACCACGCCGGCCUUCGGGGGCCGAGCUGCCAGUGGCGCCCGGGCCUCGGCAUCGCCGUGCCCACGCCUGGAGGGGGAGCUCUCGCCGGCCGCGCGGAAGGCGGUCGAGGUCGCGACGGGGGCCAUCAGCAGGGCCGACGCGGCCGCGGGCGGCGUGUCCCGGGCCCUGGCGGCCGCGGCCCGGACCACGAAGGACGCCGUGUCCCCCGCCGCGCGGGCGUCUCAGAGGGCGGCUCGCUCCGCCGCCACGGGCGCCUCCGGCUGCGCCGCGGCCACGGGGCGGCUGGCCAUCGGCUCGAUGAAGGCAGUGCGCGACGCAGCGCUGGUCGAAGGAGGCGGGCGCGGCCGCCUAGAGGCGCUGCGCGCUAGGCUGGAGGGGGCUGCCGGCCGCACGGCGGACAGCGUUGCGGAGAGGGACGACCGCCCUCGCGACGGGCCUCUUGUCCAGCGCGUCGGAGCUGGCCGCCAGGGGAGCGUGGGCCGCCCGGCUCUCUCUCGCCCGCGCGGCGGCCGGGAAGGGCGCGACCGUGGUCGCGGUGGGCCACUGAGCCGCGGCGGGUUGCGCCCAGGCGCUCGCGGCGGGCGUGGGCCCGUACCACCGGACGGGCGGAGCCUGAGUCAGAACCGAGCAUAGCAGAAGACCUCCCGUCGUGAUUGCUUCAUGACCCGAGGGGGUCUGGGCCGUGAGCCCCGUGCAGGCCCCGCGCGCCGCCGAAGGGCAGACGCAUUUCCGAUCGCGGGGGAGUGCGCGCUGCGCCCCCCCGCUGGGCGUCCGUCAACUUUUUAGUCACACCGUGCACUCAUUCGUGAGUGCCCCGGUGGUGAUCCUCGAAUCUCUUCCGCGGGGAGGCGUCUUUGUAAAUAUCAGCGCCGGGUAUUACGCCGCGUGCGCCGCACGAUCGCUGGGAGCGCGCCGACUUUGACUAGCGCGCCCUGCUUGCUGCGGUGCAGGCCAGGCAGCCUCGAGAGACCUCGCGGGGUGUUCCCUCCAACAAAAA
Messenger RNA from Prorocentrum cordatum, 1124 nucleotides. Lineage: Eukaryota; Dinophyceae; Prorocentrales; Prorocentraceae. The record is from the annotation of a GenBank genome assembly.